AUGGCCAGCAAAGGCCCUGACGGGCAAGCAUUUGCCCCUGUGCUGUCUGCAGUCGCGGCAAUGCAGGGCAAUGUGUCGCGCGCAGAGAAAGCUCACGCCCACGAGUUUCUUGAAAAAUUCCAGAAAUCAGUUGAAGCAUGGACGCUCACACAUGCCAUGCUACAAGCGACCGAUAUUCCUAUAGAGGCUAAACUCUUCGCGGCGACUACAUUAAAAGGAAAAAUUACCUACGACCUUGACCAGUUGCCUGCCGACGCAGUCCUGCAACUGCGCGACUCGAUAUUGAGCCAACUUGUCGCCUUCGCUUCGGGACCCCGCCCAAUACAGACACAGCUCUGCGUAUGUCUGGCCAGUCUUGCCAUUCAGAUGACCUCGUGGAAGGAUGUGCUGGGUACGGUGGGAUCAACAUUAGGGAGCAGUGCGGGCGACUGCGUCCUGGAAUUUCUGAAGAUUCUCCCCGAGGAGGUGACUGAAGGUCGCAAAAUCAACCUGAGUGAAGAAGAACUCGAGACGCGGACACGAGAGCUUUUGGACGAUAAUGCAGAAAAAGUUAUGCACCUCCUUGCUCAAUAUUCACAGUCUUCAGCCUCUGCGGCUACCAAUCCCAGAUUGAUUGACUGUAUAACGUCCUGGCUACGAGAAAUCCCGGCUACUGAGGUCGUUGACUCGCCGUUGAUGGACGUCAUUCUAAAAGCGCUUGAUAACGAUGCUUCUUUUGAAUCCGCAGUUGAAUGCAUUUGCUCGAUCUACAGAGACACUCGGGAAGUAGACGACUCAAUUACUGCUAUUCAAAAAUUAUACCCACGCAUAGUUGCUCUUCGGCCAAAACUUCGGGAAACAGCAGAGGCCGAGGACGUGGAGACUUUCAAAGGUCUGACCAGACUAUUUGCUGAGGCGGGAGAAGCAUGGGUAGUUCUGGUAGCCAGACUUCCCACACAGUUUCGCGGUCUCGUCGAAACUGUUCUUGAAUGCUGUGUGCUCGACAAGGAACGAGAGGCGGUUUCUUUCACAUUUAAUUUCUGGUACGAACUCAAGCAAUAUCUGGUGUUGGAUCGUUAUGCCGAGGCGAAACAAGUUUUCAAUGAUCUUUUCUCUGGCCUAGUCGACAUUAUGAUUAAGCACCUCGAGUUUCCCACGCCUGAAGAUGAAAACUCGACCGAUCUUUUCGAUGGCGACCGGGCACAAGAAGACCGUUUCCGGGUUUUUCGUCAUUCAAUGGGCGAUGUGCUCAAGGACUGCUGUGCCGUGAUUGGGCCGAGCGAAUGCCUCAUGAAGGCAUACCAGCAGAUACAGCAGUGGGUGUCAAAGUAUGGUUCACAGGCGAGCAACGACCAUGUUCCACACUGGCAAGAGCUCGAGGCACCUGUUUUCAGUCUGAGAGCGAUGGGACGAAUGGUCGAUUCUGAGGAAAGCACAGUUCUCCCUCAAGUGAUCCCGCUUAUUGUUCAGAUUCCCGAUCAUGAAAAGGUGCGCUUCUCGGCAAUCAUGGCCCUCGGUCGCUAUACCGAAUGGACUGCGAACCACCCAGAGACUCUGGAGUCACAGCUGAACUACGUCAUCUCGGGAUUUCAGCACAGCUCUCCAGAGGUUGUCGGUGCCGCGGCUUUGGCCUUUAAAUAUCUUGGAACUGAUUGUAGUAAAUUGCUGGGUGGACAUAUUCCGCAGCUGCAUACGUUCUACGAGUCCGUCCUUGAUAAGCUGAAGCCACCUAGCCAAGAGGAAGUGACUGAAGGCGUGGCUGCUGUCGUUGCAGUGCAACCGCUCGACAAGGUGUACGAAUCCAUAAAGCUCUUCUGCGACCCUAUUAUGGCCAGGGUUAUGAAUCUUGCAAACAACGCCCAGGACGAGCAAGGCCAAAAGGCCGUGGCAGGCAAGUUUUUAACCCCACCAAUUGUAACGCCUUACGUUGGCCCUCGAGCAGAAAACCCUGCGGUCAAGUACUGCAGUGAAAUCCUGCCAAUCAUGGACACGCUCGUCUUAAACUUUACCAAGUCCACACCAAUCCUAGAGCGCGCUUGCCGUUGCUGGAGAUACAUGGUCAUCUCGUACAGGACAUCCAUGAUCUCCUUGUUGCCUAGCCUGGCACAGAGUCUGGCUGCUGGCUUUGAGGCGUCGCGAGAAGGAUGCUUCUUGUGGGCGACGGAUGCUGUUGUGCGUGAAUUUUCCGAGGGCUCCGAAGCUGUGGACGCUGCAACUACCCAGGCUGUGUAUCAAUUCUUUGAGCAGCAAAGUGUUUCCUUUUUGCGGAUUUUGAACGAGCUGCCCCCCGAGCAACUCCCAGAUGUCAUUGAGGAUUACUUCCGCCUCGUGAGCGAUGCCAUCCGUUUCUAUCCCAAAGAAUGUGUCACAUCGUCUCUCGUUGUGCCUAUUUUUUCUGCCGGAUUGAGCGCCCUCACUCUUCAACAGGUAGACCCGCUUAUUGCAACAUUGCAUUACUACCGUGAUCUGUUGAGCUUUGCAUUCGAAACGCCAUCGACAUCUAACUUCACCAACUCCGAUGGGACUCCUUAUAUCAAUCCACUCGAGAUCCAGAACUCCGUCAAAGACCUGGUUACGAACCAGGGCCAAUUGCUUGUUGAACGGGUUUUGACUGGCAUGAUGUUUAGCUUCCCAGAGGACUGCUUCCCUGACGCGUCAGGAAUUCUCAUGACCAUGUUCGAAAUGGUACCGCAACAAACUGGUGCAUGGGUACAGACAACGAUUGAAAGGCUUCCCGCGGGGACGAUGAAGGCUGGAGAGGCCGAAAGACUCUUGACACAGAUAUCGGAGAAGAUUCAAUCUAGUGAAAGCCGUAAGAUCCGUGUACUUUUACAAGACUUUACCAAUUCAUACCGCAGAAGAAACGUUGCGCCUCGGGAUGGCCUCGGAAGACUGGAGGCGACCCGAUUCCGAUUCAGUGGAUAG
This is a messenger RNA of Talaromyces rugulosus, 2904 nucleotides long. RefSeq lists its product as uncharacterized. NCBI's taxonomy places the organism in Eukaryota, Fungi, Ascomycota, Eurotiomycetes, Eurotiales, Trichocomaceae. Gene Ontology annotation, cellular component: nuclear membrane; cytoplasm. The record is from RefSeq and is a predicted model, not a curated record. Gene Ontology annotation, molecular function: small GTPase binding. Bases 1 to 2904 code for a protein of 967 amino acids. The transcript is spliced from 8 exons. Gene Ontology annotation, biological process: protein import into nucleus.